CGCGCGCGCCGUGGGGGAGAGGCCGGGCGCGGGCGGCGCGGGGUCCGAGCGGCCCCUGGGCCUCGGCUCUGACGCUCCCGGGGGCCAGGGCCCGCACCAAGGGGGUUUGUGAGGGGGCGCCUUUCCCUUGGUCCCGUAGCCGGGGGCCUGCGUCCUGUCGCGGCGGACCCCGCUCCCGCGUCCGCCUUCCCCCAGUCUCGGGACCUCCCUUCCGUCUGGGUGUGUGCCGGCCCCCAGCAGGCUUCCUCCGGCCCGGCCCCGGCCGACCCCACCGCGCGUCCCGUCCGGCCGCCUCGGGCCCUUCCUCCCAGCUUCCCUCCGCCAUCCUGACGGGCCCCUUCCCAAGCCCCUAGGGACAACCGUGGACCUGGGGACCAGCGUGCACCUCCAGGGCCUAAGAAGAACCCCCGCUGCCUGUGCUGCCUCGCCCUGCCCCACGCCAGGCCCAGCGGCCUCCGGCUGCGUCAAGUGGAGGAGGCGGAGGAGGUGGAGGAGGGUGGCACCAUGGGCCCGGGCCGUGCCCUCCAUGCCCGGGGGAUGAAGACGCUGCUGCCAUGGACAGCCCGUGCCAGCCGCAGCCCCUGAGUCAGGCUCUCCCUCAGUUGCCAGGGCCUGUGUCAGAGCCAUCGGAGCCUGGCCGCGCCAGGAUGGGAGUGGAGAGUUACCUGUCCUGCCCCCUGCUACCCUCCUACCAUUGCCCAGGAGCGCCUGGGGAGGCCUCGGUGGGGAGUGGGACCCCCAGAGCCACCGCCACCUCCACCACUGCCAGCCCGCUACGGGAGGGCUUGGGCGCGCAGGAUGGUGGCGAGCUGUGGCCGCUGCGGAGUGAGGGUGCCGCCGCGCUGGUCACCAAGGGGUGCCAGCGGCUGGCAGCCCAGGGUGCCCGACCUGAGGCCCCCAAACGGAAAUGGGCAGAGGAUGGGGGGGAUGCCCCCUCGCCCGGCAAGCGGCCGUGGGCCCGGCAAGAGAACCAGGAGGCAGAGGGGGAGGGUGGCGUGGGCUGCAGCGGCGGCGGCGGGGAGCCAAGCGCCCGGCGGAGGGAGGAGGCUCUGCCCUCUGCGCCCGAGCGCCUGGCCCUGGACUACAUUGUGCCCUGCAUGCGGUACUACGGCAUCUGCGUGAAAGACAGCUUCCUGGGGGCGGCGCUGGGGGGCCUCGUGCUGGCCGAGGUGGAGGCCCUGAAGCGCGGCGGGCGCCUGCGGGAUGGGCAGCUGGUGAGCCAGCGAGCUAUCCCGCCGCGCAGCAUCCGCGGGGACCAGAUCGCCUGGGUGGAAGGCCACGAGCCGGGCUGCCGAAGCAUCGGGGCCCUCAUGGCGCACGUGGACGCCGUCAUCCGCCACUGCGCCGGGCGGCUGGGCAGCUACGUCAUCAAUGGGCGCACCAAGGCCAUGGUGGCGUGUUACCCAGGCAAUGGGCUGGGGUACGUGAGGCACGUUGACAAUCCCCACGGCGAUGGGCGCUGCAUCACCUGUAUCUAUUACCUGAAUCAGAAUUGGGACGUUAAGGUGCAUGGCGGUCUGCUGCAGAUUUUCCCUGAGGGUCGCCCUGUGGUAGCCAACAUCGAGCCGCUCUUUGACCGCUUGCUCAUUUUCUGGUCUGACCGGCGAAACCCCCACGAGGUGAAGCCAGCCUAUGCCACCAGGUACGCCAUCACUGUCUGGUAUUUCGAUGCCAAGGAACGGGCAGCAGCCAAAGACAAGUAUCAGCUAGCGGCAGGACAGAAAGGCGUCCAGGUUCCUGUGUCACAGCCGCCCACACCCACCUAGGACCAGCCCCGAAGCUGCAUGGACAGCUUGCCCUGACUUCUGGAGAGCCCUGGGUCCUGCUGCAGCCCACCAGCCUCGGUGCCUGCUCCUUCCCCGCCACUGCUGCUUCUGACUUGGCUCUGUCCGAUGUCGUGGACCAAGGAGGAGAGGCCUCUGCUGCCCCAUCAUGGGGGCUGGGGUUGCGACCUGGGCAGAGGCCAGCAUUGGGAGCUGCCGCUGUUGAAAGCUGGGGCCUGGUUGUGUCCCCAUUAGGUGUGAGAGCUAGGAUGAGACAUUGCCACCUUGCACCAGGACGCGGGAUUUGGGGUUGGAGUGAGUCAUGGCCUCUUGCUGGCAGAGCUUUGGGGGGGGGUAUCCCCUAGUCCCCUCCCCCCACUCCUCCAGCCUGGAAUGUGAAGUGACUCCCCAAUACCUUUGGCCAUGGCACCUCGGACUGGGCUGCUGGGGCAGGGGAAGGUGCCUGGGGGUGCAUGGGUGUGGAAGUCCUGUCAGCCAAGAAAUAAAGUUUACCUCAGAGCUGCA
Molecule: messenger RNA, 2288 nt
Organism: Oryctolagus cuniculus (rabbit)
Lineage: Eukaryota; Metazoa; Chordata; Mammalia; Lagomorpha; Leporidae
Source: RefSeq, a predicted model, not a curated record